Messenger RNA from Orbilia oligospora ATCC 24927, 2985 nucleotides. RefSeq lists its product as uncharacterized. Gene Ontology annotation, molecular function: P-type calcium transporter activity; ATP hydrolysis activity; ATP binding. Gene Ontology annotation, cellular component: endoplasmic reticulum; plasma membrane; Golgi membrane. Lineage: Eukaryota; Fungi; Ascomycota; Orbiliomycetes; Orbiliales; Orbiliaceae. Bases 1 to 2985 code for a protein of 994 amino acids. The transcript has 3 exons. Gene Ontology annotation, biological process: manganese ion transport; intracellular calcium ion homeostasis; calcium ion transmembrane transport. The record is from RefSeq and is a predicted model, not a curated record.
AUGACAAGACCUCGUGCUGCCUCGCUGAGCGCUCGAACUCAGAUUCCGCCUCUUAAAACCCUCGCCACUCGAACACCCACCGAAGUCGCGCUAGACCUCCACACCAGCCUCUCUCACGGCAUCCUCUCAACAGCUGAAGUACACCUUCGCCAAUCCAUUCAUGGUCUCAAUGAACUACCACAAUCUGAGCCAGAGCCAGUAUGGCUCAAAUUUGCCAAACAAUUCGUCGAGUCGAGACUGAUUCUUUUAUUACUGGCUUCCGCUGCGAUAUCUUUCUUCAUGCACAAUUACGAUGACGGGGUAUCAAUCACAAUAGCGGUAAUAAUCGUUGUUACUGUGGGGUUCGUGCAAGAGUAUAGAUCUGAAAAGGAGCUGGAGGCUUUGAACAAGCUGGUUCCGCACCACGCGCAUCUCAUCCGAGGGAAUGCACCAGGUAGCAGAAGCUUAAGUGCUGAAGAUGAGGCAAAACUGUUAGGGCUCCCACCAACUUCAACAACUGUUAGUGCAAGCUUGUUAGUUCCUGGAGAUCUUGUCACUUUUACUACAGGAGACAGAAUACCGGCCGACAUUCGAAUUACGCAAGCGGCAGACCUGGAAAUCGAUCAGAGCAAUCUCACAGGAGAGACAGAGCCCGUUAGGAAGCAGAGCGACCCGGUUGAGAUUACUGGAGCGGAUGAAACCCCAUUUUACCCCACAACAAGAUCAGAUCCCUCUAUUGCAGAAAUGCACAGCAUAGCUUUCCAGGGAACGCUUGUUAGGAAUGGUCAUGGGCAAGGCAUUGUGGUCUCUAUAGGGUCUCAAACCGAGUUUGGAAAGAUCAACGCCAUGCUAUCGGAGAUUGAGAGUCCUAGGACACCCCUCCAGGUUUCUAUGGAUAAGCUUGGACAUGACUUAUCCAUGGCUAGCUUCGGAAUCAUCGGGCUGAUCGUGUUUUUCGGGUUCUUGCAAGGGCGGGAAUGGCUGGAACUGUUCCAAGUGGCGGUUAGUUUGGCUGUGGCAGCAAUUCCUGAAGGUUUGCCGAUUAUUGUUACCGUUACUCUGGCACUAGGGGUCAUCAGGAUGGUCAACCGAGGAGCAAUCGUUCGAAAGAUGCCAUCUGUCGAGACGUUAGGCUGCGUGAACGUCGUCUGUAGUGACAAAACCGGAACUCUGACGAUGAACCAUAUGACAGUUACAAUGCUUUGGACAUGCGAUCUUCCCGAACCAGUUUCUAAGACAUCAUUGCAAUCCUCGACCUCCACACUCGACGCGCCAACGCGAACUCUUCUACGAAUUGGAAAUCUGUGUAACAAUGGUCGUCUCGCGGCUCAUCAUACUGCCGAAGCUAUUUCCGCCUUUUCAGCCCACUCACCGCAUACCACACAGUCUCGAUUUGUUGGACAACCCACGGAUGUCGCACUGUUAGAUCUCUUGGAUGCAUUUGGUGAAGAAGAUCUUCGACCUCGUGUUUUACGUUCUGCCGAGGUGCCGUUUUCGUCUAGAGAAAAGUGGAUGGGCGUCGUCAUCGAUGGCGCUGGCUCUUCACAAGAUACUGCAUACAUCAAGGGAGCUCUCGAAAAGAUUCUUGCGCGCUGCGAUACCUACCUUACUCGUGACGGACGACCGGUAGUUCUAGACGAAGCUCGAAGGAACAAAGCCCUAUUCGCCGCUGAAAAAAUGGCAGAGGAAGGACUACGAGUAUUGGCCUUUGCUAGUGGAUCCGUAUCGAAAUUUGAAAAGAAACCAGCUGGCUCUGAUAUCAAGGAUGUUUUUAAAGACCUUACUUUCGCGGGUAUUGUUGGAAUGUUCGAUCCACCCCGAAAGGGUGUGGAUAGAGCUAUCCGGCGUUUGAUGCUUGGUGGUGUUAAAGUUAUCAUGAUCACUGGUGACGCGGAAACAACCGCGGUUAGUAUUGCGAAGAAACUUGGAAUGCAAGUACUACCACCUUCUCCGAUUGAAGGUAGAGUUAGCCCAUCUGUAGGAGCCAAUGGGAAAGCAAUUAUCGGUCACCAUUCAAGAUCCGUGAUCCGAGGAGAUGAACUCGACCAGAUGACGGAUGAAGAACUAGCACAAGCGAUACAAACAACCACCAUAUUUGCACGGACGUCGCCGGAGCACAAACUCAAGAUUAUCAAAGCGCUGCAAGCUCCUCCUAAUGAAGCUGUCGUCGCAAUGACUGGCGAUGGCGUCAACGAUGCACCCGCUCUUAAAAUGGCAGAUAUUGGUAUCAGUAUGGGUAUUAUGGGAACCGAUGUAGCCAAAGAAGCAGCCGAUAUGAUUCUUAGCGACGAUAAUUUCUCGACUAUUUUGCGAGCAAUUGAAGAGGGCAAAGGAAUUUAUUACAAUAUCCAAAAUUUCUUGACGUUUCAGUUGAGUACAAGCGUUGCUGCUUUGGGAUUGGUACUGUUGAGUACUUUGCUCGGAAAAGAAAAUCCGCUGAACCCAAUGCAGAUUCUUUGGAUUAAUAUUUUGAUGGAUGGCCCUCCAGCACAGUCACUUGGUGUUGAGCCCGUCGAUAAGGGUGUUAUGGCCGCUAAGCCGCGAUCAAGACAUGACCGAAUCCUAACGACCACGCUCCUCCAACGAGUCUUUACAUCUGCUUUUCUAAUUCUAUCUGGAACAAUGCUUAUCUACAUCCGAGAAAUGUCUGCUGAUGGUAUCAUCACCAAACGCGACACAACAAUGACAUUCACCUGCUUCGUCCUUUUCGACAUGUUCAAUGCUCUUACCUGCCGCAGCGAAGGGAAAUCAUACCUUCGAGGCGAAAUCAAACUCACGAGUAAUAAAUUCUUCGUUGGGGCAGUCGGGGCAAGUGUGCUGGGGCAACUCGGUGUGGUUUACCUACCGUUUCUUCAGUGGAUUUUCCAGACAGAGGCGUUGGCAGCGAGGGAUUGGGUUUUGUUGAUUUGUGUUGCUAGCACAGUUCUCUGGGUUGAUGAGGCAAGGAAAUGGCAUGUAUGGAGGAAAGGAAGGAGAGGAUUUGCGGGGUACAGUUCAAGGGUUUAA